AUGAAGGUCUCUACUGCAAUUCUCAGCAACACGCUUCUAGCCACUGCUGCUUUUGCUGCACCUCUUACUGCUCAACGUCAAGCCCGCAAUGAGGCCCGCCGUCUUGCUCACGUGGAGGCUAGCUCAAAUGAGCGCCAUAGCAACCCUCCCUUCAAGCCGGAUUCCCAUGAGAUCAUCCACCUCAACGAGACCACGCAUGUGGAAUACAGUUCCAACUGGGCUGGAGCCGUUCUUAUUGGUUCUGGCUAUACUACAGUCACGGGCCAGUUUACCGUCCCCACUCCUAAGGUCCCCAGUGGCAGCAGCAGCAGCGGAACAUACUCUGCCUCUGCUUGGGUCGGUAUCGAUGGAGAUACCUGGAGCGAUGCAAUUCUUCAGACGGGCGUCGACUUCACCAUUGCAGAUGGCAAGGUGAGCUACGAUGCCUGGUACGAGUGGUACCCUGACUAUGCCUACGACUUUAGUGGCAUCUCCAUCUCCGCAGGAGAUGUUAUCAAGGUGACUGUCACCGCUAGCUCUACAUCAUCCGGCACCGCCACUAUCGAGAAUGUCACCAAGGGCAAGACAGUGUCUCAUACCUUCACCUCAAGCAGCGUCGAGGGUGAUCUGGGGGAGGUGAAUGCUGAGUGGAUCGUCGAGGACUUCGAGUCGGGCGAUUCCCUCGUCAACUUUGCCAACUUUGGCAACGUCAUCUUUACUGAUGCCCAGGCCACUGAUAACGGGGCUAUUGUUGGUCCCUCCGGUGCCACUCUGAUAGAUAUUAAACAGAACAACAAAGUUCUCACCUCCGUCUCUACCACCUCUAACAGUGUCACGGUUAGCUAUGUCUAA
Molecule: messenger RNA, 831 nt
Organism: Penicillium lagena
Lineage: Eukaryota; Fungi; Ascomycota; Eurotiomycetes; Eurotiales; Aspergillaceae
Product: A4/G1 family peptidase
Exons: 1
Coding region: 1-831 (276 amino acids)
Biological process (GO): proteolysis
Molecular function (GO): glutamic-type endopeptidase activity
Source: RefSeq, a predicted model, not a curated record